AUGUGUUUCCUCUGUAGGGUGGCUGGGCUCACCCUUAGAGAUCAGAGCCCAGACAUCCAGAGGGAGAUCAGAGUAGAGCCAUUGCUCCUUCCCAUCAAAAGGAACCAGUUGAGGUGGUUCGGGUAUCUGAUCAGGAUGCCUCCUGGGCACCUCCCCUUGGAGGUUUUACAGAGGGGACAAAUACAGCAGAAGAGAGAUGGGAACUUCAUUGAAUUUUCAAGUCCGGCUUUACCGGUGCACUAUGAAGAAGAACACUUUCUACCUCACACCAGGGAAAAAAGGAAUGCGCUGCUAGCUCAGGUUGAGUACACAGUAGAUGUUGAACUGAAUGUUACAGAUGUCAAGACAGUGGAUUACCUUAGGAAUCUCCUGAACAACGGCAGCUUUUCUCUGGCCUUGGGUCCCACUGUGAAUGUCACACACAUUGGCAUCACCACAGUGUGCUACCCAAAUGGUGCCAACUUCCAGUGCAGAUGUGAGGAUCAGUAUGUGUGGCCAUAUCGAAACUGUAUUACAUACGGAACCUGUGAUGAGAUCAUUGACGACACAUGUGGGUGCAUCAACAGUAUUCCAUCUAAUGGCCAAUACUGCCAGCCAAAGAAAGUACCCCCAGUUGUUUAUGAAUACCAGAUUUCCAUUGCGCUGAACACUACAGAUGCAGAUCAACUGAGAAACACCCUGAAAAAUAUCCCCUUCCCAAUCCAAAUCAGUACGCAAAUAAACAUCUCAGAUGCUGAUAUCACUACAGUUUGCAGCCAAGGUGGCACUGGGUUCCAGUGCCGCUGUGAGGAUGACUACCUUUGGCCUUGUGAUAAGUGUGCCUUCUCCAGUUCUUUAUGA
This is a messenger RNA of Siniperca chuatsi (mandarin fish), 840 nucleotides long. RefSeq lists its product as uncharacterized. The record is from RefSeq and is a predicted model, not a curated record. The transcript is spliced from 8 exons. Lineage: Eukaryota; Metazoa; Chordata; Actinopteri; Centrarchiformes; Sinipercidae. Bases 1 to 840 code for a protein of 279 amino acids.